AUGCGUGUAUUAUCCAUCUGUUACUCCCUUUUAUUCAAAAAUGCACAGAUGAACGCAUCAAGCAGUGCCUCUUCUGAGUCUUCAGGUCCUCUGCAUCCAUUUUCUGCAUAUUUAGCAUCAUUGGAAAUAAAAAAUGGCGUUUCACAAGUUCCGGCUGCCGGUGCUAUCACAACUCAUCUUUCUUCCAUAUGGAGCACUUUGUCUGCUUUUGAUUUUCUAGAUAUCUCUUCGUUAAUAUUCUUCACUGCCCUCUUCUAUCUUCUGGCUGCUUCCGGGCCGAGUUACCUGCCUGUUGCAUUCAUUAGCUCUCUCACGCCUCGACCUGCUGAAGCAAGCCCGGCUAUACGGUCUUUCUACGAAGCAGUUGAAUCAGCUAUUAGUGGGGUGUUUGCUGCCACAUUAAAGCUGGCCGCUUUUUAUGGUCUCUACACGACUUUGACACACAAUCUACUCGGUCUUGAUUUGGUUGUUAUACCUUCAGGUAACUUUUUUUAG
Protopolystoma xenopodis is the source of this 495-nucleotide messenger RNA. The record is from the annotation of a GenBank genome assembly. NCBI's taxonomy places the organism in Eukaryota, Metazoa, Platyhelminthes, Monogenea, Polystomatidea, Polystomatidae.